AGUAGCCCUAUGUCGAUCCACGCGCAUGGUUAACUAAAACAAUAUUUUCUUCAUUUUUAAUUAUGAUUCGUCCUAUGAUUGGCAUUACACUGUCUAAUUGUGUAAUACAACUUGUAUCGCUUUAUUUGGCGAGCUACUGAGUCUGCGCACUAGAGAGCAAUAAGGAACUCAACUAUCAUUCUAAUAAAAUCCCAUGCAGAGCUACGUGGUUGACACAAACACAGCUAGGCCAUUUUGAGUGAUCGAUUGUCAUUGAGUAACUUUACCUAUAGCUCGAUGUGCUACUAAAGGCUUCAUCUAACGCCAGAUCAAAUCAUCUCCGGGACAGGUACACAAAUCGAAACUACCUAGAACUUGGAGAAAACCAUGCCGAAGCCGAGCGCUUCCAAGGCGACAGGGAAGACCUGCAGGUUCAUCAGUGGUGUGGUGGAAGGCUUUUACGGGCGACCAUGGACUAUGGAACAGAGGACUGAGCUUUUCCAAAGGGAACUUAUUAUCCACCUUGUUCCUUUCACUGAUCCAGUCCUUACAGGAAGUUGUUCCUUUCACCGAUCCAGUCCUUACAGGAAGUUGUUCUUUUCACCGAUCCAGUCCUUACAGGAAGUUGUUCCUUUCACCGAUCCAGCCCUUACAGGAAGUUGUUCCUUUCACCGAUCCAGCCCUUACAGGAAGUUGUUCCUUUCACCGAUCCAGCCCUUACAGGAAGUUGUUCCUUUCACCGAUCCAGCCCUUACAGGAAGUUGUUCCUUUCACCGAUCCAGCCCUUACAGGGAGUUCUUGCUUUCACCGAUCCAGCCCCUACAGGAAGUUGUUGCUUUUCCAGAAGUGUCUCAUACAGUGUGUUUGUAGAGAGCAUAAGUGUCUCAGUGUGUUUGUUUGUGUAGGGAGAAGAAGUGGGGUCUGAACACGUACCUCUACGCCCCUAAAGAUGACUACAAACACAGAAUGUACUGGAGGGACCUAUACUCACCUGAGGAGGCAGAGAAACUGGUUGCUCUGAUAACUGCAGCGAAGAAGAACGGAGUGGACUUCAUCUACGCCAUUUCCCCUGGACUGGACAUCACAUUCUCCAACCCCAAAGAGGUUGCCACCCUGAAGAGGAAACUGGACCAGGUGAGUGGGUUUGGCUGCAGUUCCUUCUCCCUCCUCUUUGACGACAUCGAGACAGAGAUGUGUCCGGCGGACAAGCAGGCAUUCAGCUCGUUCGCCCACGCCCAGGUAGCUGUCACCAACGAGGUGUUCACACACCUGGGACAGCCUGACACCUUCCUCUUCUGCCCCACAGAUUACUGUGCAGCAUUCUGCACUCCUAACGUCUCCCAGUCGGCCUACCUUCACACUGUGGGAGAGAACCUCCUACCUGGGAUUGAUGUUCUCUGGACAGGUCCUAAGGUGGUGUCGCACCACAUCACGGUAGAGUCCAUUGUAGAGGUGUCCUCCGUCCUGAAGAGGGCGCCGGUUAUCUGGGACAACAUCCACGCCAAUGACUACGACCCCCAGAGAAUCUUCAUGGGACCAUACAAGGAUCGUCCCACAGACCUGAUCCCCAAGCUGAGAGGGGUGCUGACCAACCCUAACUGUGAGUACCACCCUAACUUCGUGGCGAUCCACACCCUGGCGACGUGGUGCCGGUCUGAAGGAGGAAGAGGAGGAGGACAGAGAGACGUGGAGAUGACAGGUGGUGGUGAUGAUGAGGCAGGCUCAGACCCCUGCUACAGCCCCAAGAGAGCCCUCACCCUGGCCCUGACUGACUGGCUACAGGAGUUCCUCAGCACGGACCAGCCUGGAGGCCCUCGACCUCUGAACCCCACCCACCUGAAGAAAGAGUCCUCUGACGAGGAGCCCAUGCAGACUGACGUUGGAGACCCCGUGUACGUGCCAGGUUCUGGGGACAACCCCCUGUUCACUGCAGAACCCCUGACCCUGGACGAUCUCCAGCUCCUCUCAGAACUGUUCUACCUGCCGUAUGAACACGGUUCUACUGCUAGAACCAUGCUGACGGAACUGGACUGGCUGAAAGCACACAGAGAAGCAGUGGGAGAUGCAGAGACUGAGAUGACAGCAGAGUGGCGUUCCAGGGCGAAGUGUUUUGACGUGAUGUGUGUUGCUGUGUUUACCAUGUUUAACCGCCUGUCCAACGCCCCCAACCGGAGCAUCCUCUACGACCUCUACAACUACAUCUGUGACAUCAAGAGUGGUGUCACCCUGGCCCGCGCCUACGUCAAACAAUUGGGGGGGCAGAGUAGGCCCUCAGCCCAGGUGAUGACUGACGACCCAGAGCCCUGGGGGUUUAGAGGGGGUCUCUCCGGGGAGUUCCAGAGAAUGCUGCCUUGCCAUGGUAACAGAGAUCUGUUCCGUCACCCUCCUAUGACAUCAGUGUAUUCUAUACGACCCUUCUGCCCAGAAGACAAGACUGAGAUACAGAAGAUCCACAUGGAGAUGCAGAGAGGAGAGGCCAAGGCACCUGCAGCAGCACUACCUGCUCUGAUCAGUGAUGGGCUAGCAGGAGGGCAGCUGUCCCCCUCCCCAAACUGUGGUCUGGUUCUGGAGGAUGAGAGGGGGGUGUGUGGGUACGCCCUGGGCCUCACUGACGCCACAGCAGCUGCACUGAACAACCAGAGGACGUUGCCAGGGGACUUCCCUUCCUUGGUAACCAUGCAGCUCCACCCCCGGGUUACAGACCCCGCCCCCGCCAGGCGUAUGAUUGGCAGCCUGCUCUCGUUGAUGAAAACCAGUGGUUCCAGAGGUGUGUUCUGUGAGCUGAGGCAGGGUGACAGGAGGAUGUUUGACUUCUACUCUAAACUGGGCUCCUUCACAACGCUCAAAAUGGCGGGGCUGCCUCAGGACGUCGUCGCCAUGGGAACCAGCUUGUAGACUUGCCACCACAUUUGCACUACUGCAUCGUCAGGUUUUUAAAAUGACCUUUUGGAUAACGUUUGAUUAAUUCAGCUGCUUAUUUGAUGGCCAUGUGUCAAUCAAUUACUAUGGGAUGAUGUGUCAAAUGUAUCUGAUCAAGUUUGUCAAUGGGAUCCACAUUGUUUGACUGAGUAUUUGUGGAACGGGUCUUUGUAAAUUCCAAUCAGUUAAUGUUAUGUUUUAAUGGAAUGAUAACUUGAAGUGAAUGAUGCAUUUAAAUCAGCCUGUAAGAGGAUCUAACUAAUGUACUGUAUCUGUUGAUCAAUAAAGAUUUGAACAUUUUGAA
Messenger RNA from Oncorhynchus kisutch (coho salmon), 3202 nucleotides. Its product is annotated as protein O-GlcNAcase-like. The coding region runs from base 946 to 2874 and encodes 642 amino acids. The transcript has 17 exons. Gene Ontology annotation, biological process: glycoprotein metabolic process. Gene Ontology annotation, molecular function: beta-N-acetylglucosaminidase activity. The record is from RefSeq and is a predicted model, not a curated record. Lineage: Eukaryota; Metazoa; Chordata; Actinopteri; Salmoniformes; Salmonidae.